AUGAGCAUGAAAAAGCGAGUAAAGGGGCACUUUAACUACGGGAAGCCCUUCUUCUACAUCGAGGAUGAUGACUCCAAAUCACAGCCCUGCGAUGUGGACGAUGAUUCGCACUCGUCAAAACAGGUCGUGGUGGGCAUCUGCUCAAUGGCAAAAAAGUCCGAGUCGAAGCCGAUGAAGGAGAUACUGGCGCGAUUAAAUGAGUUUGAGUUCAUUCGCACAAUAGUCUUUCCAGAAAACGUCAUCCUCAACAGUCCGGUGGAUGAGUGGCCCGAGGUGGACUGUCUGGUUUCCUUUCACUCAAAAGGAUUCCCACUGAGCAAGGCCAUUGAGUAUGCCGCCCUUCGUGAGCCCUACGUCAUCAACGACCUCCACAUGCAGUACGACAUUCAGGACCGACGAAAGGUCUACAAGAUGCUGGAGGAGGCCGGUGUGGAGCUGCCCAGGUACGUCGUCCUUGACCGUGACUCGAUAAACAUCGAGGAGCGAGAACUGAUUGAGAGCGAGGAUCACAUUGAAGUGAACGGGGUGGUCUUCAACAAGCCCUUUGUGGAGAAGCCCCGAUUGUUUCGCAAAAUCGGCUCCCGCAGCAGCGUCUACUCCUCGGAGACGCAGGUUCGCAAGACGGGCUCGUACAUCUACGAGGAGUUUAUGCCCACCGACGGCACCGACGUGAAGGUGUACACCGUCGGGCCGGACUACGCCCACGCCGAGGCGCGCAAGUCGCCGGCGCUGGACGGGAAGGUGGAGCGCGACAAGGAGGGCAAGGAGGUGCGCUAUCCCGUCAUGCUAAGCAAUGCCGAAAAGUUAAUCGCCAGAAAUGUGUGCCUAGCGUUCAAGCAGACCGUCUGCGGCUUUGACCUGCUUCGCGCCAAUGGCAAGUCCUUUGUCUGUGACGUCAACGGCUUCAGCUUUGUGAAGAACUCCAUGAAGUACUACGACGAUGCGGCUCGCAUUCUUGGCAACAUGAUACUGCGCAAUCUGGCACCGCAGUUGCACAUUCCCUGGCUCAUUCCUUUUCAACUAGACGAUCCGCCCAUCAUGCCGACCACAUUUGGGAAGAUGAUGGAGCUUCGCUGCGUUACCGCCAUCAUCCGUCACGGCGACCGCACGCCCAAGCAGAAGAUGAAGAUGGAAGUGAAGCAUCCCAAGUUCUUUGAAAUUUUCGAAAAGUUGGGCGGAUUCAAGGACAAUCAGCUGCACGUGAAGUUGAAGAAGCCUAAGCAGUUGCAGGAGAUACUGGACAUUGCCCGGUACCUGCUCACUGAAAUUGACCAAAAUCACGAUCCGGAGAUUGAGGAGAAUCGCGCCAAGUUGGAGCAACUCAAGUCAGUCCUCGAGAUGUACGGCCACUUUUCAGGUAUCAAUCGAAAAGUUCAGCUAAAGUAUCAGCCCAAAGGUCGUCCUCGUCGCUCCAGCAGUGAAGAAGAGAACCCUCGUGAGCCAUCCUUACUUUGCAUUGUAAAGUGGGGUGGUGAGCUGACGCCACGUGGGCGCAUUCAGGCGGAGGAAAUGGGAAGAGCUUUCCGGCAGAUGUACCCCGGCGGUCAUGGCGACUAUGCAGGGAACCAGGGCCUUGGACUGCUACGACUACACAGCACCUUUCGCCAUGACCUCAAAAUAUACGCUUCAGAUGAAGGGAGAGUGCAAAUGACGGCGGCGGCGUUUGCAAAGGGUCUUUUAGCGCUGGAGGGUGAACUGACGCCCAUUUUAGUGCAAAUGGUUAAGAGUGCCAACACCAACGGUUUGCUUGACAAUGAUUGCGACUCGAGCAAAUUUCAAAACACUGUCAAGCACAAAAUUCACGAGCUAAUGCAGUUGAAUAGGGAGUUUCAGGAGGCGGACAUAAUCAAGUUGAAUCCAAUGAAGGCUCCGUCUAUUCAAAAUGCAAUCAACUUUGUAAAGAACCCAGUUGAAGCUUGUGAUUUAGUUCAUAGUUACAUUCAGAAGUUGAACGGACUUAUAAAAACACGCCGCAGUGAUAUUCACCUGCACGACUCGCACCUCUACUACGGCGAGACGUGGGACUUGAUGCAACGUCGGUGGGCGAAGCUGGAGAAGGACUUCAAGUUGAAGAAUGGAAAGUACGACAUCAGCAAAAUACCCGACAUUUACGACUGCAUCAAGUACGACUUGCAGCACAACCAGCACAUUCUACAGUUUGCCGAGUCGCAGGAGUUUUACACGUACGCCAAGUCACUGGCCGACAUUGUCAUUCCGCAGGAGUACGGCUCUGAUGAGCACGAAAAGCUUACCAUUGGUUUGGGCAUUUGCACGCCACUGCUGAAGAAGAUCAAAGUGGACCUGCUUAGCAAUAUGAACGAGUCGGAUGAGAGCAAUGAGACGGAAAGUGUGAAUCGUCUCAAUCCGCAAUAUUCACACGGCGUCUCCUCUCCCGGUCGGCAUGUUCGGACGCGCCUCUACUUUACCAGUGAAAGUCACAUUCACUCGCUGCUCAAUGUGAUUCGUUUAGGGGGACUUUUUGACGGUGCGAAAGACGAGCAGUGGAAGCGCGCCAUGGACUAUAUCAGUGCGAUCAGCGAACUAAACUACCUGACACAAAUCGUCAUUAUGCUGUACGAAGACCAGACAAAGGACCCUACCUCUGAUGACCGCUUCCACGUUGAGUUGCACUUUAGUCCCGGUGUUGCCUGCUGCCUGCAGAAGAACCUAGGCCCAAUUGGUCCUGGCUUUCGGACUCAAACAGCGAGGACAGUCCACGCAAAGAAACACUUUGGGGCUUCUAAGAGCGUGGACAAGGUCCUCUUGAGUUCGUCCCUGCCUAAACCUAGCUCAAUUAAAGAGGAGGAGGUGGGCGAUUUUUCCGACAUGUCCGUCGAAGACGACGCUGAAUCGAAUAGCCCUAGCGACGUUUUUUUAGCACAGCAGCAACAGCAGCAGCAGACGCAACAGUCACUGCCUUCUCAGCCUUCUCAGCAACCCUCUCCCAAAGUGAUCACUUGCAAGAAAAGUCCCCAUUUUAGCCUCGCUUCUAAGAGUGUGGAGACCACGCUGUGUAGUUCACCCGACUCUCCCACCAUUCUCGAGGAGCCUGAGAGCCCGUUAGGCUUUUCCAGCUCGGAAAAGGGCAGUCCAAGCAGUAAGCCGGAGACACCCAAGUCAGAGCCAAUUCCAAUUACCAUCUCCACUUGCAAAGAUCGCAAAAUUUCGAGUAAUACCAAGGAGACUCUCAUCUCUCCCACAACAUCUAUAGUUCGCAGUAACUCAAUCGCCACCGAACGUGCCCACAGUCUGGAAAGCGACAAGCUGGAGAAGUUGGAGCACCUGAAGAGUCCCGACAACACCAUCACCCUCAGCUGGAACGACGUUUCAGGCUGCUGUAAUAAGCCAGGCUGCCAAGUGCGGCAAAAGAACCACCGACAUUCAGUUCCCGGCCAACUACUGCGUCUAUUCAACUUUGCCGAGUUUCGCCAAUUCGGCUCUAGUAACAGUCUCUUUAGCACAGCCGUUAUCAGCGGCUCCAGUAGUGCACCUAACCUGCAAGACAAUCUGGUAGUGGAUAUUCCAGGAGCAGAAGAUGGACACUGCCCCAGCGGCGGCAGCACCGGCGGCAGCAUCUGCCAACAGUGA
Molecule: messenger RNA, 3588 nt
Organism: Rhagoletis zephyria (snowberry fruit fly)
Lineage: Eukaryota; Metazoa; Arthropoda; Insecta; Diptera; Tephritidae
Source: RefSeq, a predicted model, not a curated record